UUGAGAUUGGUGAAGAGUGUGCGAUGGAUUCACAAUGUCAACUGCAGGCGAAGUUGCUGGCUCGUCGCGAAUAAUGUCGUGUAACUUUCUCCGCAUCCGCGACUCGCGACCCGCGACCCGCAAAGCCACGUCUUGAUCGACAGCGUUGAGCGUGUCACGAAUACGAGAAGUGCAGACUACAGCUUGACCAGAAACCCCAUGAACAACCCAACAAUCACAACACAUAGUUUUUCUGUCGUUGGCGGACUCCGACCUUGCAAGGAGCACUGCCGGAGGCACGCAUCACCCAGGCGUCAUGCCCCCAAAGCCCUCUGUUCGGGGAGAAUAUAUCGAAACUGAAACCGGCAACAAGAUCAGCCGCCGAGCCAGCGUCCUGGGCCCGCGCCAUAUCAUCCUCGCCGGCAAAUGUGUCAUUCAGCAAGACGUCGUCAUCCACGGUGACCUUGUUCGCCCUCCGCAGUCCAAGCCUCCCUCUCAGCAGCAGCAGCAGCCGGGCGACCAGAAGUCGGUGGCCCAAGAUCAAACAUCGAUUCACUUGGGCCGCUAUGUCUUUAUCAGCCCCGGCUGCACCCUCCACCCCCCGUCCCGCCUGACCACCGUCCCCAGCCCGAACGGCGGUGAACCGCAGCAGAUGAUGACCUACUUCAUGCUCCGGAUCUCCGACUACGUCUACAUCGGCCCCAACACACACAUUCGGGCCGCGGAGAUCAGGAGCAAUGUGUGGAUAGGGGCCAACUGCACCAUCGGGAACAUGGUCAUGAUCAAGGACAACGUCAAGAUCUUGGACGGCACGGUCCUCCCUGCGAACACCGUCUGGGCGGGAGGCACCAUCAUCGCCGGGCGGCCAGGAAGGGUUGUGGGGGAGAUCGGUGAAGGGUGGGCUGCCGGUGGAAGCAGUGGCUCGUCCGUGGACGAAGGAGUUGGGGUCAAGAGCAGAGAAAGAUGGGCCGCCGUUGGGAACAAGAGAUAAAUUUGAACCCGGACACCAGCCAUGGAUGAAAUGCCGUCCUAUUUGUAUUCCAACUCCACGCAGUCCAGCAAGAGGCAUCACCUCCCCAGACAUAUCGGAAAAGAGGCAACGCAACGGCAUGCAUUGGACAUAUAUUCCCAUCCCAUCGAAUUGAGGAGUACUAUGGAUCGAAGAAAUUACCCCGAUAACACUCCAGACAUGCCAGCUGCCAGGAUGAGAGCUCUCAAUUGCAAAUUGUUGUGAGCUUUACAAUAGCUUGUGGAGAGGGCAACAGGCAAGAGUCUAUCCUCCAUCUCGCUCACGAUGCUGAAAAUGCCAUUGUGCUCCGAACUGCCUUCCCCCGUCGAAUAUCCCGAAGUCCAUUCCUUCUCAACUGGACAACGACCCUGUGGAUCGCCCCCCAGUGAGAGUUGCAUCGAUCAAACGACAUUCUCCCCCUCCAUCCCGGCCACCCUGAAGUUCUCGGCUGUCCAACUCCAUCUCGACGGCUUGCGGGAUGACUGUGACGAUGGAGUCAGAGGAAACGUCGUCCAAGCAGCGUCGCACGAGCUGAAAUGCCGAUGGCGUUGAUGUGGGUGGUGACGAUGCUCGGAUACGCUCACAGGCUGGUUUGGGGAUCGGAAUGAACAAUUCUUCAUGUCUGUUGUCAAAGGCCAAUCAUUUCGGACGUCAUCUGUUGCUCGACCCUCGCCAACCAUAGAUCUUGGCGUGUGCACUGAAGUUUGGCCGAGCGUCUUCCUUGGAUCUUGUAAUUCGUUGUUCAGCUCAGGGGGAUGCUGGCGCAGCGGACUCUCAAAGACGCUGUAUCUCUCCUCGUGACCUUCUUUUGAUGCCGACCUAGAGGUUGGUGCUCGCCGAGAAUGAGCACUCGAAGGUCGUUCCAGUGUGAGCCCAGCUAUCCGCACUGGUUUGGUGGUUGAAGGUUGGUUGUCAUCCUGAUCCAUGUCGGGGUUAUGCCUUCCGCGACGUGGGUUGAGAGGUGCAGGGACAAGACUGUCGCGCUCGUACUGGAAUACUGGAGGUUUCCAACCUGCAUCUUGAUGUGGAAUUGUGGAAGGUGCUGGGCAUUGAGCCACCGGAUAAUGUUGCGAAAGUGGAUGGUCUUUUGGGAUCGGGAGAGCUGCCAUCACAUCGUCACGGUGUUGGUGCAUCGGUGGGAACCCAUUGUACGAUGUCAGUCGAGGCCUGUGUCCUGCCUCUAUCGAGUCUCUGUCGCAGACUUGAGAAGGAUACGAGCAUGCCGGAACGGCUUCGACCUCCGCAAUGCCGGGCGCAUGACGAUAUUCGACCAAGGUCGGGACCGGAAGCGGCGCCAUAUUGUCAUGCCCAUAUGCGAAAUCGCCGUAUCGAUAUCCACCCAGCUUCUCGAAUGACGCUACGUCCGUGGGUCUUGGUCCUUUUUCAACAUCUCUUAGGUCUCUCGUCCCAGCCUCGACGCCGGAGAUGGACCCAGAAACGAUUGCUUGAUCGGCCUUUUCGUUGACACCUUGUUGUCGUUCCAUCGCUCGCAUCUCUUCUGGAUCUUCUGCACUGUUUGGUACCUGGGCCCAGCUGACUCUGUCAAGGAUCUUUCUCCACCUCCACCUUCCGCCUUGAUUGUCUGCCUGCUGCUCCAAAUCUGCCGUGUUACCCGCACGGAUCCUCAAAUUUUGAACGCCGUGCCUGGGAUCGCCGUUGUUUUCUAUUGCUGUUUCAUCAUUGGGUUUGUCGUGCAUUCGGCUCUUGUGGUAUGUUCUCCAAAUUGCGAUGCCUGCAACAAGUAGGAUUACCCCUGUGAUGCUGAAGAAGGAUAUCAUUGCCGGUUCAUUCAUGAUUGCGGUCUCUCUUCUGGCUAUCACUCUCGGGUAUGUGGAUAUAGGUAUGGGUAGAACCUCCGGUGGGGCAAAAGCUCGUAGAAAGCAGUGAACUCGGAUCCCGUCUCUGAUGGAAGGGGAGUAUAGAUAGAACAGAAGGAAAUGGGAUGGGUUCAAAUGAUUGACAGGCUUAGGAAGGCUGGAUGGAACGCUGAACCAUUGAUUGAGCGGGAAGGAUAGGAGGAAUGCUCUGGGUCGAGAAACAAAUUGGAAGAAGACGAAUGUGUGUGAAUGUUCCGCUGAUGAAGCUGGACAUAGAGUUCGAUGAGGUGUCUAAAUAAAUACCGACGAUGUUAGGGGAUUGCGCAGGUGCAAGAUCUCGUCGCUUUCUCUGUGCCCACACCACAAACAAGACUCCCCUGAUCCAUAUCGAG
This is a messenger RNA of Cladophialophora immunda, 3197 nucleotides long. RefSeq lists its product as uncharacterized. The coding region runs from base 296 to 970 and encodes 224 amino acids. The transcript has 2 exons. The record is from RefSeq and is a predicted model, not a curated record. NCBI's taxonomy places the organism in Eukaryota, Fungi, Ascomycota, Eurotiomycetes, Chaetothyriales, Herpotrichiellaceae.